Drosophila busckii is the source of this 1601-nucleotide messenger RNA. Its product is annotated as elongation of very long chain fatty acids protein F. The transcript has 2 exons. Lineage: Eukaryota; Metazoa; Arthropoda; Insecta; Diptera; Drosophilidae. Gene Ontology annotation, molecular function: fatty acid elongase activity. Gene Ontology annotation, cellular component: endoplasmic reticulum membrane. The record is from RefSeq and is a predicted model, not a curated record. Gene Ontology annotation, biological process: very long-chain fatty acid biosynthetic process; fatty acid elongation, polyunsaturated fatty acid; fatty acid elongation, monounsaturated fatty acid. Bases 30 to 815 code for a protein of 261 amino acids.
CAAAUGUUGCGCAAGUGCCAACAGUCGCAAUGUUUGGAAUAUUCAACAAACCACAUGCCGAUCCCACUGCGCUGCCCAUGGCAGUGAGUCCUUGGCCAAUUACAAUUAUAGUCACUGCCUAUUUGCUGUUUGUGCUAAAGCUGGGCCGUCAAUAUAUGUCCAAGCGUGCAGCAUUUCAGCUGCGUGGAAUACUUCAAGUCUACAAUGUCGUACAGAUAAUCUUCAAUGCGCUGCUGUUCAUAGCGGUUGCCUAUGAGGUGUUUGUCUUAAGGCCUUACAAGCUCAGCUGCAUGACAGUGCUGCCCAUGGAUCAUGCGCUCAAGCAUUUUGAUCGACUCAUCGCCUAUGCGUAUUACAUCAACAAGGUGCUGGAUCUGCUGGACACCAUUUUCAUUGUGCUGCGCAAGAGCUACAAGCAAAUCUCAGUGCUGCAUUUGGUGCAUCACGUCUACAUGGCUUCCUUUAGCUACAUCUGCAUACGCCUGCAUGGCUAUGGCGGUCAUCUCAUCAUUACAACGCUCUUCAAUGUCAUGGUGCAUGUUCUAAUGUACUCCUACUAUUAUCUCUGCGCCCAGAAUCCGCAGUUCAAGCAGAGCAUUGGCUGGAAGAAAUAUAUAACGCUGGUGCAGAUGGCACAGCUGUUGACCAUUUUUGGGCACAGCGCCUGGACGGCCAUGCAGCCAGAUUGUGAGGUAUCUCGUUAUGUCAUCUGGCUGGUGCUCGUCAUGUCCAUGGCCAUAUUUCUCAUGUUCACCAACUUUUAUAUGCACGCCUACAUACUGCCCAAGCGGAAACCCCUAGAGCGGCGCAUGUAAUGUCAAGUGUAUGCUGCAGUUGGCAUUAUCAUCAUAACUACUUGUUCUAUGUUUAGUUUAAUGCAUGUGCAGCCAUAUUUGAACUUUGUUUAAGCACAAAAUGAAGCAAUUAACUUAAAUGCACACACAAAUGACAAUAGGCCCAGGCACAUACUACUACUAAGUACUAAGUCAAAGGGGGAGGCUGCUGCUGCUGCUGCUUAAAGCAAAUAACAAACGAUGCGCACUCAAAAGAUGAAACAUAAAAUGAAAACCCCCAGAAGACCAUAAAAAACACAUUGUGCCAAGGCGCACUUAAACCGAAACGAACGAAAAAAAUAAUAAUAAAAAUGGAACGCAGCACCACCUAACCCCCAUACCAUAUGGAGUUUGUAUGGAGCUAGUGGGGAUGGGGGGUCUGGCAACGCCAUAAAAAUUGCAACAUAAAAAUUAAACCACUAAACGUUGACUUUGAGGCGCUGAUAAUGUGCACAGUUUGCUUAAGUUUCAACAGACAAAUUUACAUACUACAGUGUACACUCAGUAAAGCAAAUUCAAAUUAAUUAAGAGCUGAAACAAUAACUAACCAAGUAUGCCAUGGUUUUUGUUUUAUCAGCUAUAGAAUGUCGUAAGCAGCUGCUAAAUAAUUUGAAUUAAUUGUAUUAAAAUUAAGAGCGAGCGAUGAGGUUUGGGAUAUGGCAGCAGAGGCCUUCAGCUCAGGAUUUACAAUAUAUUUAGUAUUUUCUUAUUUCUGUCUAGGUAAGGUAAUCUACUUAAGGAUAAAUUAUAUAAGCUGGUAUACAUAAG